This is a messenger RNA of Penaeus vannamei (Pacific white shrimp), 3265 nucleotides long. RefSeq names its product Golgi reassembly-stacking protein 2 (gene Grasp65). Gene Ontology annotation, cellular component: Golgi apparatus. The record is from RefSeq and is a predicted model, not a curated record. Gene Ontology annotation, molecular function: protein binding. Gene Ontology annotation, biological process: Golgi organization. NCBI's taxonomy places the organism in Eukaryota, Metazoa, Arthropoda, Malacostraca, Decapoda, Penaeidae.
AAUCCUCGGUGCCACGUCUGUUUGGGCUGAGGUCGGGGUCGCUUGUCAAAAAAAUUCGUGGCUCGGGUGACAUAUCGUCUCUCUGAGGAGGAUAUAUUCACCAUGGGAGGAUCACACAGCGUGGAGAUCCCUGGCGGUGGCAUGGAAGGAUACCAUGUGCUGAGGGUCCAAGAGAAUUCUCCCGGCCAACUAGCAGGAUUAGAAGCUUUCUUUGAUUUCAUUGUUGCUAUUGGAAACACAAGAUUGGAUCAAGACAAUGAUACGCUGAAAGAACUCUUAAAAAGCUCAAUUGAGAAGGAGCUAAAGAUGACUGUCUAUAGCAGCAAGACCCAAACUUUACGAACAGUGUCUAUUACCCCUUCCAACCUCUGGGGUGGACAGGGGCUACUUGGUGUGUCCAUCCGAUUUUGUUCCUUUGAGGGAGCAAAUGAGAAUGUUUGGCAUAUACUUGAAGUUGAACCAAACUCUCCAGCUGAUAUUGCUGGCCUCCAGGCUUACACAGAUUAUAUCAUUGGUGCUGACUCAGUUCUGCAUGAGAGCGAGGAUCUCUUCUCACUCAUUGAAGCCCAUGAAGGUCGACCACUCAAGCUCUAUGUGUACAAUGUUGACACAGAUGCUUGUCGGGAAGUGACCGUCACACCCGAUACUCAGUGGGAGGGUCUGGAAGCUUGGGAUGUGGGAUUGGCUACGGAUAUCUUCAUCGCAUUCCUACCCAGCGUAAUGUGUCCCAAACACCACAGCCCGCUCAACCAGAGUCUGUUUCUUCAUCAUCAGAACCAUUGUUACAGGUGGCCACUGGAAGCGGUGUAGAUACAGUUGUAUCAAGUAUAAGUGAUAUGAGUUUAUCAGAAAGCACAACGACAGCAACAUCUACAAUUCCUCCACCCACUGCCUUCACAGCAGCCCCUGAAGCUAAUCCAGCGUAUGCUACAGCCACAGCAACUGCUGCUACAACUGCUGCCAUGCCAGCUGCUACUGCUGCUGUGCCCAGUAUACCACCUCCUUCACCAUUCACUCCAACUCCUAUUCCCCCCCUGCUGAGCUGCCAGCAAGUGUCACUUCUCCAGUUGUUCCAGCUCCUACACCUUAUUCUCAGGCCCCUAUUGCCACUACAUCAUAUGCUCCAGUCCAAGCACCAGUUGAAACUCCCAUCCCAAAUCCAGCAUCUAUCGCAUCUCCUCUCCAAACGCCCAUGCAGCCACCAAUGCAAGUCUCCACUGAGAUACCAAUGCAACCGAUGAACUUUCAGCCUUCACCCAUGCCACAGCCAAGCCCCUUGAUGAUGGGUGGUGCCCCAACUGUCCCAGUCAUGGCUCCUCCAGUCAUAGGAGGGUCUGAAGGUGCACCACCUAGUGUGGGCAUUACCUCUCCAUGUCUCUGCCUCAACCACCACCACCUGCUCUGAAUCAGUACUUCUCAUCACCACCUAUGGUCACCCACCAGUUCCUCCCACUUUUGCAGCACCAUCAAUGCCAUCAAUCCCAGGAAUGCCAGUGACUACCCCAAUUAAUCUCCCUGGGAUGCCCCCAAUCACAGUAAGUGCCACGUUGCCACCAGAGUCAUUCCAAGGAAUCCUAGCAACCCACCUGCCACUUCUCAGCCACAACCAGUUCAGUAGAUUGUUAACCAACCCACUUUCUAGAAUGUAAGCAGUUAUUAAAGUGAAGUGUAUUGGACAUUUAACCAUUAGUAUGUACUUUAGGAAGGGAAAGCAUCAUUGUAAUAAUUUACAAAGGGAGACAUGGAAAAUAUGUAUCCAUAACACUACUGUCUCUGAAUCUAAAGCUAUAUAAAUAUCUGUAGUUGUAUGCUCCAAGUUUAAAAUUGUUUACAGUGACUGUUACAUAUGUAAAAUCUUCAGAUCAGAAAUUCUUUUACACUGGAAAGUUUGUAUCAGUCUUUAUUUCUUAAAGUGAAUAAAUGUUGGUGGAUUUGAAUAGGCUAAGAUCAAGUAAAACAAGAUCUCUUUGGGAAUUUCCUUGCCAAAAUGAAAUGAUAAGUUUCAUUAUAUAAAAUAUUCCAUAUUUUAUAUUCAUGAUAUUUGGAGAACCAAUAGUUAUUUAUGUAUCCUUUUUUUCUUACUUUAGAACUUUUUACAUUGUGGUGUUAUGUUUUGAAAAUUUAUAACUGUUAGUAAUCCAUUAAGUCUUCAGGCUUUUUUUUUCAUCAUUAUAAUUGUUUUGUCUGUAUGUUUAUGAGCAGUGACUGUUCAACACUAGGAUGUUACCAUUAAACUGAAGCUUAUAGACUUUCAUGUAUUACAAAACUUUGCAUAGUGUGGAAAAUUUAAGUUUGAUAUGCAAUUAAAUUUGAUGUGUUCUUUGGAAUUCAGCUUGAUGAAAAGGGACACUGUUUUAAAACAGGUUGUUUUGGUGCACAUUCUUUCAACAAAGAUGCUCUAUGUGAUGUUCAGGCACUAUGUGAGCAUUUAAAAUUUUAGAGACAGUAAUUGAUAAACUAUGUAAAAACAGUGCUACCUAGCUUUGAGCUUAUUUUGAACAAAGAAAAACAUUUUGCUCCUAGCCUGUAUGGGUAAGAUUUUUGUUAAACCUUUCAAAAUUGAUUAUUCAUUUUAUAAUCAUUAACAUCUCAAAUAUUCUGAAUGUGAUAUCCUUCAAUACUAAUGCAAGUAAUAAUGAGAUUAUGUGCAUGUUAGCUUUUUGGUGUAUGGCUCAAAAUUCUGUUACUUUCUUUUGUAAAUACUUGUAUAAAUGAACAUAUGAUUAUUGAGGUACUUGAACUUUAAUUUUGACUUUAAAUUUGUGUGUGGUUCAGUAAACAUGCCUUACCAAUCCCUAUUUUUCUUAUUAAUUCUGCAACAUACCCAAAGAGUAAUUGAGGAAAUUUACGAUGGUUACUUUUCAAAGAUGUCCUUGACUCUGUGAGAAUUAAUUGAUCUUCAUUAUAUGAAUAUAUUAUGUAAGUAUUAUAAUUUUUUUCCAUUUACAGUAAAUGGAAUUGGAAUGAAACCCAGGUUGUAGAAAAAAUCUCUUAAGAACCAAAACAGAGUUACUUUAAGGCUCCACUUAACCCUUUGAGGACAAGAAAUAGUGUACAAUUUUAUUCCUUUUGAUCUGAUGGAGAGCAAAUUUUGUUUAGCAUUUAUGUAGCUUUAUAAAUAUUUACAUUUAUUACAACUAACUGGUUGUAGAGGUAGGGUAAAAUACUAAUAUAAAUGAUUAUCUCAGACUUUGCAAUUUAUGUGAAUGAUCUAACUAUAUGAGAAAUUCAGUUUCAUUCAUAUAGAAGUCAGAGAGAGAGAGAA